UGAACCUUGCGACGGUUCGUCUCUUAACCGAUGUUUAUUUUUGUGAUGAAGGCAAUCUGGCCAUCAAAGCAAGCCAGCUCAGCGGUUGACGUGCUUUCCACGCACACAGCCGAACAUGUCAAGAGUCAGCACGGAGAGACUGAAGAUCCGAACGCAGUUGGCCAAGGACGCGUUCAGCUUGCGUAGGUAGAAUGGAUCUCAGCGGCAAUAUACCAGCGGCCGACGCCGACGCUUCUACCGAUGCUGGGGGGAAGACGUCCAGAGUCGAGAUGAGCACGCGCGCCGAAGAAGCCAGGGUCAUCUCAGCUCCCUCCGUCAUGCACGCGCGCUCGCUCGCCCGACAAGGGUCUCGGCGCAGGCCAUUGGCGUUGGCGUGGUUGGCCACGCAGCCCAGGCCCGACGCGACCAUCGCGGAAAGGGCGAAGCGACAAGGCUUCAUGCAGCAGCAGCAGCAGCAACAGCGGUCGGCAACGCAGUGCAGUGCAGCGCAGCGGGCGGUUCGGCGCGCACCUCAGCAAUCCAGUGCAGCUGCGUCGGGCCCUCGGCGCCUCGACGGCCACGAACGCGAGGCCGCGCAGGAUGACUUGUCGUAAGGCAGGGAUACACACAUACAUGUGUGCGUAUGAAUGUAUGUAAAUAUACCAUAGCGCCAGUCAGCCAACCGACCUAUGUAUGUGCCUCUUUCAGCCUGGCGGAGAGGUGGAAGAAGCAGGCAAACGACCUUGCGCAUGGCACUGCCCGUUGCCCGCUUCGGGCCAGCGUUGCAGGCUGGCUGCCUGCU
This is a messenger RNA of Aplosporella prunicola CBS 121167, 781 nucleotides long. RefSeq lists its product as uncharacterized. The transcript has a single exon. Bases 192 to 593 code for a protein of 133 amino acids. NCBI's taxonomy places the organism in Eukaryota, Fungi, Ascomycota, Dothideomycetes, Botryosphaeriales, Aplosporellaceae. The record is from RefSeq and is a predicted model, not a curated record.